This is a messenger RNA of Bufo bufo (common toad), 3528 nucleotides long. It is a transcript of the gene LENG8, whose product is annotated as leukocyte receptor cluster member 8. Lineage: Eukaryota; Metazoa; Chordata; Amphibia; Anura; Bufonidae. Gene Ontology annotation, cellular component: nucleus. The record is from RefSeq and is a predicted model, not a curated record. The transcript is spliced from 16 exons. The coding region runs from base 255 to 2711 and encodes 818 amino acids.
GCCGUUAUCUCCGGAAUAGCAAGCUAACGCGUCCGACAUUUUGUGCUGCAGAGGCCAUUUCUGUGAUUCUUCCUCGAGAAAAUUCGGUCGUUCGAGAGCUAAAGAAACGAUUACGAGGCCAUAAAUCGCUCUAAGCACCCGGAGACGAUUUCGUCGGUGAAGGCCUGCGCCCGAGGGUGAGACCUCCUUCCAGGGGAGGUCAGAGGAGACUUCGGCCGUGGUGAAGGCGUUGGCCGGUCAUAGGAGUUUCCUGCAUGAGCUGCCUGGCCGAGGCCGCGCCGCUGACUAUACGCAGGCCACACCUGAACACUGCGAUGUCUACCAACCAUGGAGACCAACUGAACCCUGAAUGGGUUCAGCAGUACAAUGCGGGUAGAGAUGGCAGCUUAGAGGCACCAAUGCAUGAGAAUCCUGAGUGGGAGAAGGCGCGGCAAGCUCUGGCAAACAUAAGUAAAGCCAACGCAGCGAGUGCCAAUAAAGGAUUAAAUGAUGGGCAAGCCAAUGCUCAGUAUUCAGCAUCACAGAAUGAUGCGGCGAUGCAACAGCAGUAUUAUCAGUGGUAUUCACAGUACAAUUACCCAUAUGCUUACAACUACUACUACCCCAUGAAUGUCUAUGGCGGAUACAAUGCUUCUGGUCAGUAUGGUAUGUCUGGCAAUUACCAAGGAUCAGCAUCACAACAGAGUCAACAAAGUGGACAGCACCAGGCAAGCCUCGGUCAGCCUGCUGUGCCUGGUCUAGAGGAUGAGAUGUCUUACGCUAAUAUCCAGUCUCAAGUGUCUGCCCCUAAUAACCAAGGUCAACCACGUCACCAACAUGUCAGCCAUAAUCUACAACAGUCCUGUCCACAGAACUCGGGAGGAGGCAACCAGCAGUCUCCCCAACACUCAUCCAGCAACGCCAACAGUUACAAUCACCAUUCCUACAAUGAGGCUCCGAAACCAAAGAAGGGACAACAGAUGUGGAACCGAAUGAAACAAGCCCCCGGAGCUGGUGGUCUGAAGUUUAAUCUUCAGAAGCGUCCUCUUGUAGUGUCCAAUCAGAAUUUUGCAUCCAAUGAACAACACAGUAACAAUAAUGGGCUGUUGCAACAAGCGCGCAUUCACCACCACAUGUUACAGCAGCAGUCUGAGAAGAGCCACCAGCACAGCAACAAUCCCUCCACAAAACCAGAGGAUUGGCCCCCAGCCAUGAAGGAAUAUGUCCAACGUUGCUUUACUGCAUGUGAAAGUGAGGAAGACAAAGAUCGAACAGAAAAACUGCUGAAAGAAGUCUUGCAAGCCAGAUUGCAGGAUGGAUCAGCCUACACCAUUGAUUGGAGUAGAGAGCCUUUGCCAUGUAAGGAUAGUGUAAAGGAGAGUCCAAAGAAAAAGCACUGGGAACAGAGUACGUUGCAGUCUUCUCUUUGCAGCACCAUUACCGUCACACAGUCUUCACGAGGCGGUGUGAGUAACAGUACUGGUACACUAAGGGGCCGUGGCAAUAGCUUCCCCACAAGGUUUGGUAACAGGAAUGUUUUCAUGAAAGACACCAGCUCCUCUUCAAGCACUGGUUCAAGGUCAAGAUCAAGGUCACCUUCACGCUCACCCCACAGGCGAUAUCGUCGCAGUGAUUCCCAUUCUGACUCUGAAAGCAGUUCACUCUCUGGAACUGAAAGUCGAUUAGGCAAUCGCAGAAACUUUCAGAAAGGACGUGGCCGGGGAGGACAUAUGGAUCGGGGCCGUGGACGAAAUCAGCGGGGCAAAAGGAAUGAACAAAACGUAAGCAAAAGAAACCGCAAAAAGAAUAUGACCAUGGAUUUUGAGGAUCCAGAGAGAGACUUCAAGAAAGAAAAGCGAGCUGCACGCUUCCAGCAUGGGCACAGUCCUAAGAAGCUGCGUGUGGAGCCCUUGGUUCUUCAGAUUAAUAAUCUAGAUCCAAGUGAAUCGGGGAGUUUAAACUGGAAUGAGCUGAAAAUUGUGGGAACGUCACAGGAUAUCACAAAAAUUUACCUGCGUCUGACUUGUGCUCCAGAUCCAUCAACAGUUCGACCUGUUUCAGUUUUGCGAAAGUCUUUGACAAUGGUAAAAGGGCACUUUAAGGAAAAGCAAGACUAUGCCUUUGCCUGUGAGCAGUUGAAAUCAAUUCGUCAAGACUUGACGGUCCAGGGCAUUCGCACAGAGUUCACUGUCGAAGUGUAUGAGACCCAUGCCCGGAUAGCACUGGAGAAGGGCGACCACGAGGAAUUCAACCAGUGUCAGGCACAGCUGAAAUCUUUAUACUCAGAAAACCUUAGUGGAAAUGUUGGAGAGUUUACAGCCUACCGUGUUUUGUAUUACAUCUUCACGAAAAACUCCGGAGACAUCACAACAGAGCUGGCAUAUUUGACCAAAGAGCUGAAGGAAGAUCCUUGUGUUGCACAUGCUCUUGCUCUUCGCAGUGCUUGGGCUCUUUCAAAUUAUCACCGGUUUUUCAAGCUAUAUAGAGAAGCCCCCCGCAUGUCUGCUUAUCUCAUCGACAAGUUUACAGAGAGGGAGAGGAAGGCAGCCCUUAAGGCCAUGAUUAAAACUUUUCGUCCGGUGCUACCAGUUUCCUACGUUCAGUCAGAGUUGGCCUUCGAGAGUGAGGAGGAAUGCCAGAGUUUCCUGGCUUCUCUGUCUCUUGUGUAUGCAGGGAACGACGCCAGCAAGAUUGAGUGCAAGCAAAGCUUAGCGGUCUUGCCUAACUUCUAAACCAGUCUUUUUCUACCAGAACCUACCAAUGUGUUUUCCGACACAUGAUUUAAGCUCACACUGUGUGUGCAUGUAAAAAUCCGCAUUUCACCAUCGGAUCUCUUUAUUUCAUAUGAAAUACCUCCUGGGUCAGAGGGCACAGGCAAAGACAGGGCAUCCCAAACAAGACUGCGUUGGGUUUCAUUUGUUUGCCAGAAUAUCAGUGAUUCAAACAGCCACCUUAGGCGUUGGUAAUUUCCUGGGUUCUGUGGAUAGAUGUGCUAUCUCUCGAGUGUUUGUAUAUAUAUUUAUAUAUGGCACUUUCAACCAGAAGUUACCAAAGAACAUCAUAUCAGCUACUUGUUGGUAAAAAGGUUUUGUCAACUUGUGUUCUGAAUGUCUUGGGGUUAGGCGGAAUAUACAGAUGUUGCCGUUACUUAUGUAGCUCUGUAGAAAACGUUUCCAUAGCCCUGUGUUCAGACCAUUUGUCAGCAGCACAUGUAAGGCAGAACUGCCUUGGACUCUGACUGUAAUAUCGGUUGUCAGAUGGUAUGUGCUAGCUUUUUAGUAAGCAAUGUGUAUAUUUGUGAAUAGCUUUUUUCAUUUUGAAGUGGGCACAAGGGAUUUUUGUAUGCGAGACUGUUCACCCUGUCAGCCUGUUGUGUAAUGAGAAACUAACAAUGUCUCAGUUUUUCUCUCUUUACCUCACGUGCACAAAGCCUCUGUCCACAUGCUGCACAAGACACACCACCUCUGUGGCUCUGGGGAGAAGGCAUCAAAGUUAGAAAAAUUCAGCUCAAAGAUUGGGAGACGUGACACAAGCUUCGUGCGCUGCUCC